Molecule: messenger RNA, 3858 nt
Organism: Closterium sp. Yama58-4
Lineage: Eukaryota; Viridiplantae; Streptophyta; Zygnematophyceae; Desmidiales; Closteriaceae
Source: the annotation of a GenBank genome assembly
AUGCAUGCAGCAGCAACAGUCUCAACAACUGUCAAAAUAAAACCGACAAACCCGCCCCCGUUCAACCCCAGCGACAAAACCGUUACGGUGUCGGCGUGGCUGUUCGGCGUGGAGGUGUUCUUUAAUGCUGCGCAAAUUGCUGACGAUGCUACUCGCAUUAAUUUUGCAGUGUCACUAUUACGAGGACCGGCGUUGGAAUGGUGGAGGCGGACUCUUCAGACAGAGGGGACUCCGGCAGGGCUGUCACGUGCGAACGACGGGACCUGGACAACUGUCACGCAAGGAGCAACUUCAAUCUUCGGAGUGGCCACGAUACGCACAUGGACGGAGUGGGGCGCCGCGCUGCGAGCCAGAUUCGAGCAUGUAUCCGCCUCGGAUUCUGCUCGCAUGAAGCUGCGUACCUGGAAGCAGGUGGCGUCGGUCCAAGAUUACACGGCAACAUUCUGCAAUUUGGCUGACCAGGUGGACGACAUGAGCGAUGCGGAGCGGCUCGACCGUUACGUCGCAGGCCUCAAGUACGAAGUACAGUACGAGGUGCGACGGGCGAGGCCACGCGAUUUCCUCGAUGCCGUCCAGGUGGCCGAAUCUACGGAUGCGCUGAUGCAAUGGGCGAGAAUGAGUUCCCGGGAGGGCACUCAAUUUCGUGGACCGCCGCGCCAGCCCACAAUCAACGGGAAACAGGAACGACGGAGAGGGGUCGGGAAAAGAGACGAGUCAGUAGCAGUCGGGCCACCUACUGACGAGACCCCGUCGCCCGGCAAUCAACAUCCACACCGAGUAGUGGUACCGAUACGGGCUAUCGACCGCAACCGGACGAAUAAGGUGGAUGAACACGUGGAUCACCCUGUGCUGGUCGUGGGGAGGGUUAACGGGUAUAAAAUAAAAUUAUUCGUUGACGGUGGGGCGAGCCACAGUCUCGUCAACCUGGCAACGGCCAAAAAAAUUGGAGUCAAGCUGGACAGGUGUCUGCCCGAGAUUGACGCGCGACUGGUGGACGGGACACCGCUGGCGAUCAAGGACGAGGUCCGACAAAUUCGGAUGAAGUGUGGCGACGAUUUCGGGUUUUCGAUGCGGAUGUUGGCGACAACACUGGACGGUUGCGAUGUGCUGCUGGGACGAGAUUGGCUACAGCGAUUCAAUCCGACGAUCGACUGGACGACGGGAGCAAUCACGGUGGUGUGCAACAAGGGGCGCGUGACACUUCCGAAGUGGGCGAAGCCGGAGCCGAUGACAACACGUGUCAACGCGAUAACACUGAAGCGGGCGAUAAAACGGGGAGCGCAAGGCUACGCCGUACAGCUGUACGAGGUGGUGGCGUCCGAGAAAAUCGCCGACAUUGACACGCUCUGCGCUGCUGUACCCGACGACGUGGCGAGCAUAAUUCGGAGGUAUCCCGAAAUUUUCGCGGAUGACCUGCCUGACGGGCUGCCACCUCAGCGUCCGGAAGACCACAGGAUCGAGCUAGAGCCGGGCGCAAAACCAACUGUUCGGUCACAGUGGCGGCUCAGCCAACCGGAGCUCGACGAGUUGCGGAAACAGCUGGAUUAUCUGCUCUCGAAGGGUUUUAUCCGGCCGAGCACGUCAUCAUACGCCGCCCCGAUACUGUUCACGCCGAAGAAAGACGGAGGCCUGCGCAUGUGCAUCGACUAUCGAGCGCUGAAUCGGAUCACCAUCAAGUCGCGUUACCCGAUUCCGCGAGCGGACGACCUGCUGGAUCAGCUUCGCGGGGCUCGCUUCUUCUCGAAAAUCGAUUUGCGAGGUGGCUACCAUCAAAUUCGCGUGUUCGCCGACGACUGCCCGAAGACUGCGUUUCGAACCCGCUACGGCAGUUACGACUAUACAGUAAUGCCAUUCGGGCUGACGAACGCACCCUCGACCUUCCAGCUCACCAUGAAUGGGGUGUUUCGGGACAUGCUGGACAAGAAGGUGAUAGUUUACCUGGACGACAUCCUGGUGUACAGCAAGACUCGGGAGCAGCAUUUACAGGAUUUGGAGGAAGUGUUCCGGCGCUUGCAGCAGAACCGACUGAUUACUAAGGGCUCUAAGUGCGAGUUCUUACAGCCGGAGCUGGAGUUCCUGGGGCACGUGGUUUCAGGGGAGGGUAUUAAAAUUGACCCUCGAAAAUUAAAAGCGAUUUCGGAGUGGAAGCCGCCCACGAACAUCACGGAGUUGCAGAGUUUCCUCGGCUUCGUUAACUACGUCCGCCGCUUUGUACCGAAUAUGGCGGGGGUAACCAGACCGUUAACCGAUCUUCUGCAUAAGGGCGUGCAGUUUUUGUGGGGGGGGAGAGAGCAGCUGGCCUUCGACGAGCUGAAGAAAAUUUUGAGUUCACCCCCGGUACUUCGCCUGGCAGAUCCAUCUCGACCGUUCGAAGUCGUGACGGACGCCAGCGAUUUCGUCGUCGGCGCUGUGCUACUACAAGACUUCGGCAACGGGCUGCAACCCAUCGCCUACGAGUCAAGGAAAAUGCAGCCGCCCGAGCGCAACUACCCUGUACACGACAAAGAAAUGCUCGCCAUCGUGCAUGCAUUUCGUACCUGGCGCUGCUACCUCACGGGAGCUGACGUCACCAUUCGAACCGACCACAAGUCAUUACAGUACAUGCGCAGCCAACCACAGCUCAACCCGCGACAAAUCCGGUGGCUCGACUACCUCGAGUCAAAUUUCAACUACACCAUCACGUACAAAAAGGGCGCCAACAACAUCGCCGACGCCCUGACACGACCAUCGAUGCAGACCGCAGCAGUACUAAUCGCCCACUGUAACCCUUUAUUGGCAGGAUUAUUCAAGCACGUCUACAAGAUCGACAGGUUCUUCAGGACCAACCAACACCAACGGGUCACCACAGCGCAUGGGAGCUACUACCUAAAAGUCGGCACCAACCGAGUUUGGGUUCCAUCCUACCGACCCCUCCGAGAAUUGCUAACGCAGGAGGUACACGACUCCAACCUCUCCGGGCAUUUCGGCAUCGACAAAACGUUGAAGCUGCUGCAGCGGAAUUACUACUGGCCCGACAUGGCGUCGGACGUGCAGCGCUACGUGUCCGCCUGCCCGACCUGCCAGGCAAUGAAAUCAUCGCGCCAACGCCCAGCUGGAUUGCUGCAGCCCCUCGAGCCACCCGAACGACCGUGGCAACAGGUGACAAUGGAUUUCGUCACGGGACUGCCAGCUGGCGCAAGUGGCAACGAUUCGGUUCUCGUCGUCGUCGACCGCUUAACGAAAAUGGCGCAUUUCGCACCAUGCCGCACGACGAUCACGGCCGAAGAAACAGCGAAGCUUUUCAUCGCGACCGUUGUACGCCUACACGGGUUACCUUCGGCGAUCAUCAGCGAUCGAGAUCCGAAAUUUACGUCGAAGUUCUGGCAGGAGACGUGGGCACAGUACGGCACCCGCCUGCAGUUUUCGUCGUCAUACCACCCGCAAACCGACGGACAAACAGAGAGGACAAAUCAGACGAUGGAGCAGUUGAUUCGCACGAACUGCCCCGAUAUCACCAAGUGGGAAGAUUCGCUCCCCAUGCUCAAGUUUGCCUACAACAACGCCCCUUCUGCUACGACAAAUCAGUCGCCGUUCUACCUCAAUUAUGGGAUAGAUCCCGUGGUACCCUCAUCAACGACUCCUGAAAAUCCGGUACCACGGUCGCAGCAGUUUCGGAACUCCAGGCAGCACGCGACAAGGCAGCAGAGUUUAUUCGGAGAGCUAAUACUGCCGCCAGCCGCUAUGCUGACCGACAUCGACGGAAUUUACCCUUCCGUGCCGGGCAGAUGGUCCUCCUGGACACGAAGAAUCUUCGACUGCCCCAACCCGCAAAACUGCGUCCCCGCUACGUGGGACCGUUCCGCGUUAUUCGGAUGCUGA